This is a messenger RNA of Chiloscyllium plagiosum (whitespotted bambooshark), 9886 nucleotides long. Lineage: Eukaryota; Metazoa; Chordata; Chondrichthyes; Orectolobiformes; Hemiscylliidae. The record is from RefSeq and is a predicted model, not a curated record.
AGGGGGUGGGGGGGGAAAGCCGAGCAUGGCGGCUCAUAAGCCGGUGGAAUGGGUUCAAGCCGUCAUAACACGUUUCGAUGAGCAGCUUCCAAUUAAAGGUGGGCAGCAGAGUACACACUCCAAAGUUAGCACUGAACACAACAAGGAAUGUCUCAUCAAUAUUUCCAAAUACAAGUUUUCCUUGGUCAUCAGUGGUCUCACUGCUAUCUUGAAAAAUGUAAAUAAUAUGCGAAUAUUUGGAGCAGAAGCUGAGAGGAACCUGUACCUUUCUCAACUAAUCAUAUUGGAUACAUUGGAGAAGUGUCUUGCUGGACAACCUAAGGAUACGAUGCGGCUUGAUGAGACAAUGCUUGUAAAACAGCUACUCCCGGAAAUUUGUCAAUUCAUCCACAUGUCCCGUGAAGGAAACCAGCUUGUAGCACAGCUCCGCAAUUCUGCUUCUGGAGUUCUCUUCUCCUUGAGCUGCAAUAAUUUCAAUGCUGUCUUCAGUCGAGUCUCCACUAGGUUGCAAGAAUUGGCUAUGUGUUCAGAAGACAGUACAGAUGUCAACGACAUUGAGUUGAUACAGCACAUCAAUGUGGAUUGUGCAAGACUCAAGCGAUUGUUGCAAGAGACGGUAUUUAAAUUCAAAUCACUGAAAAAGGCAGCUCAAUUAGCAGUCAUAAGCAGUCUUGAAAAGGCAUUUUGGAAUUGGGUGGAAAAUUAUCCAGAUGAGUUUACUGUGCUGUAUCAGAGACCCCAGCCUGAUUUGGCAGAUUGUUCGGAGAAGCUUUUUGACCUUGUGGAUAGCUUUGCUGAAAAUGCCAAACGGAAAGCAGCAGUCUGGCCGUUGCAGAUUAUCCUCCUUAUCCUCUCUCCUGAUAUUCUGCAGGAUAUCUCUAAGGAAAUAGUUGAAGAAAGCAAGAUGAACAAGAAGUUGUUCUUGGAUAACUUGAAGAAGGCACUGGCUGGUCAUGGUGGUAGUCGGCAGCUAACGGAAAGUGCUGCUAUAGCCUGUGUUAAACUUUGCAAGGCCUCUACAUACAUCAGCUGGGAGGACAACUCUGUCAUCUGCUUUCAGGUUCAGUCCAUGGUUGUAGAUCUAAAGGCCCUGUUGUUUAAUCCUAGCAAGCCUUUCUCCAGAGGUGCUGGCAGCCAGAGUGCAGAUGUAGAUCUCAUGAUAGACUGUUUUGUUUCCUGUUUUCGCAUCAACCCUCACAAUAAUAAUCACUUCAAGAUCUGUUUGGCUUCCUCCUCCCCUCCAACCUUUCAUUAUGUGUUGGUUAAUUCACUGCACAGAAUUAUUACAAAUUCUGCAGUGGAUUGGUGGCCUAAGAUCGAUGCUGUGUACUGUUACUCAGGAGAACUUAGAGGCAUGUUAGCGGAAACUUUGAAUCGGGUGAUGCAGAGCUGCAGCACACACGCUCCCUUGCGUAUGACGUCGAUGCCAACCAGUCACUGUUUUGCAUGGCAGUGGGCUUCUGUUGCUAGCCUUACAUUCAAGGAAAAAAUGACCAGCCUUAAAUUUAAAGAAAAACCAACAGACUCAGAAACCCGAAGUUAUAAAUUUUUAUUGUUGGCCAUUGUGAAAUUAAUUCAUGGAGACCCAAAGCUUAUGUUACAUAAUCCAGGGAAACUUGGACAUGAAAUUCAGAGCAGCACUGCUGAGUUAAUAACUGGUUUGGUUCAACUGGUUCCACAGAUGAGUAUGCCUGAGAUAGCACAGGAAGCCAUGGAGGCCUUGUUGGUUCUUCAUCAACCAGAAAACAUAGAGUUAUGGAAUCCAGACGCGCCAAUAGAAACCUUCUGGGAUAUAAGCUCUCAGGUUCUAUUUUUCAUCUGUAAGAAAUUGAUCGCUCAUCAGAUGCUGAACAGCACAGAGAUUCUUAAGUGGUUGCGGGAGAUUCUAAUCUGUCGGAAUAAGUUUCUGCUGAAGAAUAAGGAGAACGCCACACUUGGCAGUGGAAUUCCCAUCUGUCGUCAAGCACAGACAAAGCUUGAAGUGGCUCUGUAUAUGUUCCUGUGGAGUCCAGAUAUUGAAGCUGUCCUUGUGUCCAUGUCAUGUUUUCGGCACCUCUGUGAGGAAGCUGAUAUCAGGUGUGGAGUUGAUGAUGUGCCUGUCCAGAGCAUCCUGCCGAAUUAUAAUACUUUCAUGGAGUUUGCUUCAGUCAGCAACAUGAUGUCAACGGGACGCGCAGCUCUUCAGAAACGGGUGAUGGCGUUACUGAGGAGGAUAGAACAUCCAACAGCAGGAAACACUGAGGCCUGGGAAGACACAUACACAAAGUGGGAUCAUGCCACUAAGUUGAUUCUCAACUACCCUAAAACUAAAAUUGAAGAUGGACAGGUAACAGAAAGCCUUCAUAAGACGAUUGUGAAGCGCCGAAUGUCACAUGUAAGUGGAGGUGGCUCGAUAGACUUGGCAGACACCGAUUCUCUUCAGGAAUGGAUUAACAUGACAGGCUUCUUGUGUGCAAUAGGAGGUGUAUGUCUCCAGCAUCGCAUUAAUCCAAACUUAGUUACGUACAGCCCACCCAUGGGGCCAAUCACGGAAAGGAAGGGUUCCAUGAUAUCUAUGGUCUCAACUGAAGGAAAUGCAGAGACUCCAGUCAGCAAAUUUUUGGAACGGCUUCUCACGCUGAUGGUGUGCAAUCAUGAAAAAGUAGGGCUGCAGAUUAGGACUAACAUUAAAGACUUGGUUGGAUUGGAACUGAGCCCUGUACUUUACCCAAUGCUCUUCAAUAAGCUGAAAAAUUGCAUCAGCAGGUUUUUUGACUUGCAGGGGCAGGUGUUAUUGAAUGAUACUAACACACCAUUUGUGGAGCAAACUAUAGCAAUCAUGAAGAACUUACUCGAUAAUCACACUGAUGGCAGUUCAGAGCAUCUGGGACAGGCCAGCAUUGAGACCAUGAUGCUAAAUUUAGUUAGAUAUGUGCGUGUCCUUGGGAACUCAGUCCAUGCGAUUCAGAUUAAAACAAAGCUCUGUCAACUGGUGGAGGUAAUGAUGGAGAGGCGAGAUGAUCUCUCCUUCUGUCAAGAGAUGAAAUUUAGGAAUAAGAUGGUGGAAUAUCUGACUGAUUGGAUUAUGGGAACAUCAAACCAGGCUGCUGUUGAUGAUGUGAAGUGCUUAACGAGAGACCUUGAUCAGGCGAGCAUGGAGGCAGUGGUAUCAUUGCUUGCUGGGCUACCUUUGCAACCAGAAGAGGGGGAUGGUGUUGAACUAAUGGAGGCUAAAUCACAACUCUUCCUCAAAUACUUUACUCUUUUCAUGAAUUUGCUAAAUGACUGCAGUGAAGUGGAGGAGGAAACAGCACAAACAGGGGGACGAAAGCGAGGGAUGUCACGCCGCCUUGCAUCACUCAGGCACUGCACUGUUCUUGCUAUGUCCAACCUCCUCAAUGCAAAUGUGGACAGUGGACUUAUGCAUUCCAUAGGCUUGGGAUACCAUAAAGAUCUUCAAACAAGAGCCACAUUCAUGGAAGUGCUAACUAAAAUUCUUCAGCAGGGAACAGAAUUUGACACACUUGCAGAAACCGUACUGGCAGAUCGGUUUGAAAGACUUGUGGAAUUGGUCACCAUGAUGGGAGAUCAGGGAGAGUUGCCCAUUGCAAUGGCUCUAGCUAAUGUGGUGCCUUGUUCUCAGUGGACUUCCAUUGGGCCAGUCACAAAUCUCAACCAACAGGAUGAACUUGCUCGAGUGCUAGUGACAUUGUUUGACUCGCGCCAUCUUCUCUAUCAGUUGCUUUGGAAUAUGUUCUCUAAAGAGGUUGAACUAGCAGAUUCCAUGCAGACCCUCUUUAGGGGCAACAGCCUUGCCAGUAAAAUAAUGACUUUCUGUUUUAAGGUCUAUGGUGCUACGUAUCUGCAGAAGCUGCUGGAGCCAUUGUUAAAAACUGUACUUAAGGACCCUGAGAAACAGCACCUUAGCUUUGAGGUUGAUCCCACCAGGUUGGAGCCAAAUGAAAGCCUCGAUGAAAAUCAACGAAAUCUACUGCAAAUGACAGAGAGAUUUUUCCAUGCAAUUAUUAAUUCCUCAUCCGAGUUCCCUCCACAGUUGCGAAGCGUCUGCCAUUGCUUGUAUCAGGCUACUUGCCAUUCUCUACUGACUAAAUCUACAGUAAAAGAAAAAAAGGAAAACAUGAAAAAAUCAGUUGUCAGUCAGCGUUUUCCCCAGAACAGUAUAGGUGCAGUGGGAAGUGCUAUGUUCUUACGGUUCAUCAAUCCUGCUAUAGUUUCUCCCUAUGAAGCAGGGAUCCUCGAUAAGAAACCUCCACCUAGAAUUGAACGGGGAUUGAAGUUGAUGUCCAAGAUUCUGCAAAGUAUUGCAAAUCAUGUCCUGUUUACAAAAGAGGAACAUAUGAGACCAUUCAACGAUUUUGUCAAAAAUAAUUUUGAUGCGGCCCGAAGGUUUUUUCUGGACAUAGCAUCUGACUGCCCAGCCAGUGACACAGUCAAUCACAGCCUAUCGUUCAUCAGUGAUGGCAAUGUUCUCGCUUUGCACAGGUUAUUGUGGAAUAACCAGGAGAAAAUUGGGCAGUACCUCUCCAGUAACCGUGACCACAAAGCUGUAGGGAGAAGACCGUUUGACAAAAUGGCUACUUUGUUAGCCUAUCUGGGGCCACCUGAGCACAAACCUGUCGCCGACACUCACUGGUCUAGCCUCAACCUCACCAGCUCCAAGUUUGAGGAAUUCAUGACGAGGCAUCAGGUACAUGAAAAAGAGGAGUUCAAGGCUUUAAAAACACUGAACAUUUUUUACCAAGCGGGAACAUCAAAAGCAGGGAAUCCAGUGUUCUACUACAUCGCUAGAAGAUUCAAGACUGGACAGAUCAAUGGUGAUUUGCUCAUUUAUCAUGUGCUACUAACUCUGAAGCCAUAUUAUGCCAAGCCAUAUGAAAUUGUUGUGGACCUUACCCAUGCAGGACCUAGCAAUCGCUUCAAAACAGACUUCCUCUCUAAAUGGUUUGUGGUUUUUCCUGGAGCUGCCUACGAGAAUGUGGCUGCCGUCUAUAUUUACAACUGUAACUCUUGGGUCAGAGAAUAUACAAAAUAUCAUGAGCGGCUUCUAACUGGCCUUAAGGGAAGCAAAAAGCUGAUCUUCGUUGACUCACCUGGGAAACUUGUGGAACAUAUUGAACCAGACCACCAGAAGCUACCUGCUGCCACUCUCGCUCUGGACGAGGACCUGAAAGUAUUUCACAAUGCUCUAAAGUUGGCUCAUAAGGACACAAAAGUCUCCAUCAAGGUGGGAUCCACAGCAGUUCAGGUAACAUCGGCAGAACGGACACGGGUUCUUGGCCAGUCUGUGUUUCUGAAUGAUAUUUACUAUGCUUCAGAAAUUGAGGAAAUAUGCCUUGUGGAUGAAAGUCAGUUCACAUUAACUAUUGCCAAUCAAGGUACACCACUAACAUUCAUGCACCAAGAAUGUGAGGCAAUAGUGCAAUCUAUUAUCCACAUAAGGACACGUUGGGAAUUAUCACAACCAGACUCUAUCCCACAGCACACUAAAAUACGACCAAAGGAUGUUCCGGGAACUCUGCUGAACAUCGCACUUCUGAAUCUUGGGAGCUCAGAUCCAAGCUUACGGUCUGCUGCCUAUAAUCUCCUGUGUGCCUUAACAUGUACCUUCAAUCUGAAGAUUGAGGGUCAGUUGCUGGAGACAUCUGGACUGUGCAUCCCAGCAAACAACACAUUAUUCAUUGUCUCCAUCAGUAAAACCUUGGCAGCAAAUGAGCCUCACCUGACACUGGAAUUCCUUGAAGAAUGCAUCUCAGGAUUCAGCAAAUCCAGUAUUGAAUUGAAACAUCUUUGCCUGGAAUACAUGACGCCCUGGUUAUCAAACCUGGUUCGCUUCUGCAAGCACAAUGAUGACGCCAAGCGUCAACGGGUUACUGCCAUCCUGGAUAAAUUGAUCACAAUGACCAUUAACGAGAAGCAAAUGUACCCUUCUAUCCAAGCAAAGAUCUGGGGCAGCCUCGGUCAGAUCACAGACCUGCUUGAUGUUGUACUCGAUAGUUUCAUAAAGACCAGUGCUACAGGUGGUUUGGGCUCUAUCAAAGCAGAAGUCAUGGCAGAUACUGCAGUAGCCCUGGCAUCAGGAAAUGUGAAACUUGUUUCAAGCAAGGUGAUUGGAAGAAUGUGCAAAAUAAUUGAUAAGACCUGCCUCUCGCCAACUCCCACUCUGGAACAGCACCUGAUGUGGGAUGAUAUUGCCAUCCUAGCCCGUUACAUGUUGAUGUUGUCUUUCAACAAUUCGCUCGAUGUGGCUGCACAUCUCCCCUACCUCUUCCAUGUGGUUACUUUAUUAGUAGCCACAGGGCCUCUGUCCCUUCGGGCUUCCACCCAUGGCUUAGUUAUCAACAUUAUUCAUUCACUCUGCACUUGUUCCCAACUCAACUUCAGUGAAGAGACUAAACAAGUGCUGCGGCUCAGUCUAACUGAGUUUUCCUUGCCCAAGUUCUAUCUUCUCUUUGGAAUUAGUAAAGUCAAAUCAGCUGCUGUGAUUGCUUUCCGAUCCAGCUAUCGGGAUCGGUCCUUCUCUCCUGGAUCCUACGAGAGGGAGACCUUCGCUCUUUCCUCCCUAGAAACAGUAACUGAAGCUUUGUUAGAAAUAAUGGAGGCAUGUAUGAGAGAUAUACCGACCUGCAAGUGGCUAGACCAGUGGACAGAAUUAGCACAAAAAUUUGCAUUCCAGUACAACCCAUCUCUUCAACCAAGAGCGCUUGUUGUCUUUGGAUGUAUCAGUAAGCGAGUUACUCAUGGGCAAAUUAAACAGAUCAUUCGGAUCCUCAGCAAGGGUCUAGAGAGUUGCCUGAAAGGUCCUGAUAACCACAACAGCCAAGUUUUGAUAGAAGCAACUGUCAUUGCACUCACCAAGCUCCAGCCACUGUUAAACAAGGACUCCAACAUGCACAAAGCCCUCUUCUGGGUGGCAGUAGCAGUGUUGCAGCUGGAUGAAGUCAACCUAUACUCAGCUGGUACCGCAUUGCUGGAACAGAACCUGCACACAUUGGACAGUCUGAAAGUCUUCAAUGACAAGAGUCCAGAAGAAGUAUUUAUGGAGAUUAGAAGGCCUUUGGAGUGGCAUUGCAAGCAGAUGGACCAUUUUGUGGGCCUCAAUUUCAAUUCUAACUUCAACUUUGCACUAGUGGGACACCUGAUGAAAGGAUACAGGCAUCCAUCUCCCACCACAGUAGCCAGAACAGUGAGGAUAUUGCACACCUUACUCGCCUUGGUUGGCAAGCACAGAAACUGUGACAAAUUUGAAGUUAACACUCAAAGUGUGGCCUAUCUUGCUGCCUUGCUGACCGUUUCAGAGGAGGUGAGGAGUCGGUGCAGUCUGAAACACAGGAAGUCUCUCUUAAUGUCUGACAUUUCCAUGGAGAAUGUGCCAAUGGAUACAUAUUCCAUGCACCAUGCUGACCCAAGCUCCAGAGCUUUAAGAGAGAGCCAACCGUGGGUUUCACCCAAAACUUCAAAUAGAAAUUUGGCUGCGAAUUACCCAACAAUGGGUCAAAUUAGCCCCAGGACACGCAAGUCAAUGAGUCUGGACAUGGGGCAACCUUCUCAGGCCAAAUCUAAAAUAAUGCUAGGUACAAGAAAAAGUUUUGACCACUUGAUUUCAGACAGCAAAGCACCAAAGAGACAGGAAAUAGAAUCAGGGAUUACAACUCCACCCAAAAUGAGACGAGUGGCAGAGCAUGACUUUGAGAUGGAAACGCAGCGGAUAUCCUCGCAGCAGCACCCUCACCUCCGCAAGGUCUCAGUGUCUGAAUCCAACGUGCUUCUGGAUGAAGAGGUCCUCACCGACACAAAAAUCCAGGCUUUGCUGCUUACUGUGCUGGCCACAUUGGUGAAACACACUACAGAUGAGUUUGAUCAACGGAUCUUGUAUGAGUAUUUAGCUGAAGCCAGCGUUGUCUUCCCUAAAGUGUUUCCAGUUGUGCACAAUUUACUGGACUCGAAAAUUAAUACCUUACUGUCACUGUGCCAAGAUCCCAACCUGUUAAAUCCAAUCCAUGGGAUCGUGCAGAGUGUAGUGUACCAUGAGGAGUCUCCACCACAGUACCAGCCAUCAUAUUUGCAAAGUUUUGGUUUCAAUGGACUUUGGAGAUUUGCUGGAUCAUUUUCCAAGCAAACUCAGAUUCCAGACUACGCAGAGCUGAUUGUGAAGUUCCUGGAUGCAUUAAUUGACACAUAUUUGCCUGGAAUUGAUGAAGAAUCCACUGAGGAAUCUCUACGUACACCAACCUCUCCCUACCCACCACCUGUCCAAAGCCAGCUCAGCAUUACUGCCAACUUAAACCUCUCCAAUUCCAUGACCUCACUAGCAACCACCCAGCAUUCUCCAGCUUCUCUACCUUGCUCUAAAUCAGCAGUUUUCAUGCAGACACACUAUUCCAAAGGAAUCGAUAAAGAGAAUGUGGAGCUUUCGCCUACAUCGGGACACACCAACAGUGGGCGAAUCCGCCAUGGAUCUGCAAGCCAAGUGCAGAAACAGCGUAGUGCUGGCAGCUUCAAGCGCCCCAGCAUUAAGAAGAUCGUAUGAAGUGUUUUCGGACUGACCCAUCAAAUCUUGUUGGACUUUGCCGAGGUGAAGCCCCCUACCCUCCCCCAUCCUCAAGAAAGAACAAGCUUCUGUUCCUGCCAUAUCAAAUAAUAUGCUGCCUGACGAUCAACAACAACUGAAAAUUGCCCCUGCUACCUACUUCAAUUUUUCUUUCUUGUAACCAGUGUUUUCCGCAGUGUUUCCAGAAAGUUGUCCUGGUUUGGAGAAUAUGAAGUUUCGAAAGGAAACGUAUAUUUUUAUUUGGUUACCUGGCAUCUUUGUUUGGGGGUGGGAUUGAGGAAGUGAAAAAGGCACUGAAAUUCUUAUCAACACUGUUAAUAGUUGUCAAAAAAAAACAUGGAAGCCAUUAAUUGCAGAAAGGAGGGUUCUAACUUAUUUGCCUUUUAUAUAAUCAUGAAAAGUGCUUUGCUGUUUGUGCACUUUUCAGCAAUCUACAAAGUGGCUUAAUGGGUAGGAAUUAAUCAAAUCCAUUGGUGAUUUUUGCUCUGAGGAGAUCUCCCUAUAUUUCACAGAAGAAACCUUUAAGCUGUAGGUACCGUAACCAACCACCAUGUUUAAAGCACAUUUAACACACAAGUUAGGUUCAUUGCAGCAAUCAUAGAAACUGUACAUAACCAUUGCAUUUAUUUUACUGAUUCCGCAAAUAACAAAGACGUUGUCUUUUUUAUAUUUGUUUACAGUCCUGGAAAAACUAUGAAUUAAAAAUAUGAUAUGCAAGAACUUUGCCAAAACAGAUAAUUAUUACAACAGAAACUUAGUAUUAAUUUUGUGGUAUUCAGCAAAUGUGACUCCUUUAGGGACAAUUGUGUAGCAGUCAUUGUGUUACAAAAAAUGAAACAGCAACAAUAUCUUGUACGAUUAACAAUUCGUUUCAGUGUGGUCUUAAGAAUGGUGCCCUAGAGACAAUACUGUCCACAGUUGAAUGCUGAUUAACCCAGGGCUAGCUGAGGCUGAUGUCACUUUCCUGGAUUUAGUUUCUGGGUCGGGGUCUCUGACACGUGUGCACACGCACAAACGAUCUACAAAUCAAAAGUGUUUCUCUCAGUCAAUGUUAUGCAACAGACCUUAUUGCAAGAAGUCACUGCUAGUGUUGGCCACAGAUUUUUUUUAAACUGCAGUACGUUUAUCUGUAAAUAGUUUUUGUGUAAAAUUGACAAAGGUAUAUUUACUACACUGUAAAUACAUGUGAUGAUAUAUUGUAUUAUUUUGCUUUUUGUAAAGCAGUUAGUUGCUGUACAUGUAUAACAUAACAAAAUUUGAUUAUUCUAGUGUCAGUAAUGUUAACUUCUCUCUUCCCUUCCGUUGCAUUUUAUGUCAUUAAAAAGAAACAAAAGAAAA